AUGCAUUUGUUGCCUCUGAUCCUAGUAGCAACAAUCUUGCUGCCGAACUCUUUCUGCUUGCUUGGAUUCGGCAAAAAGCAAUCGGUGGCCGUAAAAGGUACUCUUCAAUGCAACGGAGAGGCAGAGUCAGAUGUGAGGGUGGCACUAUACGAUAAAGAUAUGCUCAAGAAUAGAAAACUAGGCGAGGUAAAAACGGAUAAAUCUGGAGAAUUCAAUUUAUCUGGAAGCAAAACAGAAAUCUCUAAAAUCGACCCUAAAGUGAAUAUUUACCAUAGAUGUGACCACACAGGGCCUUGCUACAGAAAGUUUUCAUUCACAAUUCCGGAUAAAUUCAUAACUCGUGGCAGCACACCGAAGCGCACCUUCGAUCUCGGUACAAUCAAUCUUGCCGCUAAAUUCGCGGGAGAAUCAUUGGACUGCAUAAAGUGA
This is a messenger RNA of Necator americanus (New World hookworm), 429 nucleotides long. RefSeq lists its product as uncharacterized. Lineage: Eukaryota; Metazoa; Nematoda; Chromadorea; Rhabditida; Ancylostomatidae. The record is from RefSeq and is a predicted model, not a curated record. The transcript has 3 exons. Gene Ontology annotation, cellular component: cell surface. The coding region runs from base 1 to 429 and encodes 142 amino acids.